CUACGGUUCAGUAUAAAUGUUUGAAAAUGGCACCGACUGCGAACCAAACUUUUUCUGUGCGCUUUGGAAGGUGAGGCCAUGGAUUCAGAGGCGAGAAAUCUGUUGAUGGUUCUUUUAAUCUUAACUGCGAUCUUCACAUGUAGUGUUGAAGCUUGGACUGGUGAGAUUCAUGGCAGGUUUGUCUGUGAUGUCUGUGGUGAUUCUUCUAUUGGACCUGAAGAUCAUGUUUUAGAAGGAGCUGAGGUUGCUGUUCUUUGUAUUACAAAAUCUGGUGAAGUUCUCAACUAUCAGGCCUUUACAAAUGCAAAGGGAAUAUAUACAGUAGCGGAGACAAUGCCUGAGAGUGAUCGUUGGGAUGCAUGCCUGGCACGACCUAUCAGCAGCUUCCAUGAACACUGCACCCACCCUGCAGAGGGCAGUGCCGGAGUCAAAUUCACUUAUAGCCGCCUAUCUGGCAAUUUUCACACAGUCAGACCCUUCGUGUAUCGACCUGCCAGGUUGCCAACCUACUGCAUUUGAAGCCUUGUAUAUAUUAAUCUAAAUUCUUGCUUAGACAAACGGGACAGAAAAGCAUAGCGAAGUAUAGUGGUACUGGAUCUUGUCUGUAAUAUGUUCUAGUUUCUUUAUAUCCAAACUGGGAAUUUCUCCUUACCCAGGUCUAAACUAAAGGUUGUGGAAUAUGAAGAAUUAAGAGUAAUACAAGAAACUACUUAUAGAUGGUGCUA
This is a messenger RNA of Carica papaya (papaya), 725 nucleotides long. RefSeq names its product Pollen Ole e 1 allergen and extensin family protein. The record is from RefSeq and is a predicted model, not a curated record. Lineage: Eukaryota; Viridiplantae; Streptophyta; Magnoliopsida; Brassicales; Caricaceae.